This is a messenger RNA of Dicentrarchus labrax (European seabass), 3725 nucleotides long. RefSeq names its product sialoadhesin-like. The transcript has 8 exons. The record is from RefSeq and is a predicted model, not a curated record. Lineage: Eukaryota; Metazoa; Chordata; Actinopteri; Moronidae. Bases 370 to 1593 code for a protein of 407 amino acids.
CCAGGUGAACACACUGUCCUACAGGCGGGGACUGUCAUAAUAAAACUGAUUGAAAGAUGUCUGCUGUGGUUUUGGUAUAUUACUCUCAGUUCUUGUGAUGUCUCAUCUCCCUAUCUGCACAGCUGAGUCAGAAAUCACAUACAGGCCUAGACAUAUUGUAGUUCCCUUUGCUGACACAAUCAUCACCUUAGUUCCUUGUUGGCAGAAACAAAUAAAAAGGGGAAGCUGGGCCAUCUGAUCUGUCAGUGUUUGUUGUGGGAGACACUGACUUAACUAGAGAGCAGAAGAGGGUAGACUAGACGAGGAUCCCGGGAGAGGAGAGAGAGGUCUGACCACAACAAAGCAAGCAAACAGCCACAUAAGGAAAGGAUGAAGAUGGGUGGAGGAGCUGCACGGAGCUGCUGGCUGCUGCUCACACUCUCUCUGAAAGGUAUUCUUGCUGGUGAUUGGUCAGUUCAUCUCCCCUCCAGUCCUAUCUGUGCUGUGAUUGGUUCCUCUGUGGUUCUCCCUUGUUCCUAUGACUACCCCCAAAGUUCUAAUGAAACCAGGGAAGAGGGGCAGCUUUCUGCUCAGGGCAGAGGACAACAGUACAGAGUUUUGUCUGAGAUGUGGUGUCUUGAAGACAGCCGCUGUAUCACACCAAGAUAUGUCUUCCACAGUGACGGUAUCUUCCCAGAUCCAUCCUACCAGAACAGGGUGGAGUACCUGGGUCAACCAGGAACAAAAAACUGUUCUCUGAGGAUAUCUGAUGUGAAACAGUCCGACAGUGGAGCAUACGUGUUUUACCUCAUCACCAGCCACCCUACGCAGAAGAUGCCAGAGCAGAGAGGUAUACAGCUGCUGGUAGCAGAUGCAUCCAGCGCAGUCACAGUGUCAGCAAGUCGCUCCAGUGACGUCACUGAGGGCGAGGCAUUACGUCUGGCCUGCUGCAGCCCUGCGGCCGGUCCACAGGCCCGUUUCAGAUGGUUCAAGAGCACGAGCACCAGCCCACGACACACUGGACAGGUGUGGGACGUCAGUGAGGUUACGUCUGAUGACUCUGGCAGCUACUACUGUCAGAUACAGACUGGAGAUAAAGUGCAGAACUCUACAAUGUUGCCCAUUGAUGUAGAGUACUCUCCUCAAAACACACUGAUCUUAGUCUCUCCUGCUGGAGAGCUACAGGACAGUCUUCCUGUGACUCUGACCUGCAGCAGCGAUGCUAACCCACCUGUCCUCACAUACACCUGGUACCAGGGAGAAGCGUGUUUCUCUACAUCAGACCAAACCUUUCAUCCAGGCAGACGAGCCCUGGCCACACCCACAGGAAGAGUCUCGACAUUCAGCAGUGCCAACAUCACCGCUGAGGAAUAUGGGCUGCACUGCUGUGUGGCACGCAACAGACAUGGAUCACAGACUAACAUUGUAACACUCAGAAGCUCUAAAGCAACAACCCCGUCUGACUCUUCAGGAAGCAGACUGGUGUUUAUCGGGGUGACCAUUGGUAUUCUACUGGCUAUUGUCGCCUUAGUGGCCUGUCUUGUUACAAGGAGACGGAAGACAUCCAGACACCGGUCGUAUGUCCUCACCGAGACAACUGCUACAGCACCUUAAGACCUACCUUAUUCCGCACAAAGUACAAACACCCUACAACCACCAAAGAUACCCAAAAUACACUUGUGCAUUUACCUUCACACAUCAUGUUGCCACCCAAAACUAGUAUUGCAUCACAUGCUGUAGCACAUUUUGUAGACAUUUUGCUUAAUGACUGAAAUCACGUACACAGAAGAAGAACUUUUCCAAGACUGAUGACAGCAGCGCUGUGAGAACCUGAAGAUCAUGUGACAGACAUUACUGUACAUCCAAGCCACCAGGACACAACACUGAAAACCCUCCUAGAUUUCUAUGCACUGAGCUGAAUGAGGAUAAACUUGGCUGGCUUGGGCUUUAAGAGAACUGCUUGAUUUUAAAAUUGACGUUGUGAAGUGAAGCAAACGUGUGGGUAUAUCUUUAUUCUAUUUGUUUAAGUGCUGUUGUGCUGUGGGAUAAUGCAGUCAGGAAUUAACCCUCUACUUUGUACUUGCCAGUUGAGCUGUUGCAGUGGCGGAUGUGAAUUUGAAUACACCCUCCACGGUUCAUCACAUAUGACGACCACAGUGACAUCUGGAGUUGUUGUUAGCACUGAUACCAAUGCUGGAUUUUAACAGCACAUUGUAAAGUGCCCCACAUACUGUAUAAGCAAUGUCCAAAGACAGACAACACUGAAGAAAAAAAACAGUAAUAAUGAUCCAAUUAAAAGCUGUCAGCAGUCAGGACUUGGUCACAUCUGUGUGGUUUUGAGUAAACUCUUCAGUGUGAUAAGACUCUAACAGAUACAGAACAGAGCCUGUGGAGAAGUGGAGGAGGAUGAAAACCAAGAGGACAGUGACUCUGUAACAAGGGCACUGAUUUACAAAAUGCACUUGGAUAUUCAUCUCAUUAGUCUAUUUUUAGAAUUUAGCUUUAUCUAUUGUAUUAAAGUGAGAAUAGUUGAGUAAAGUGGUGCACACAUCUUCUAUUUUUAAAUGCUGAUUAAAGGUCCAGUGUGUAAAAUUUAGGAAGCUCUAUUGGCAGUAAUGGAAUAUAAUAUCUAUAGGUAUGUAUUCAUUAGCGUAUAAUAACCUGAAAAUAAGAAUGAUUGUGUUUUUGUUUCCUUAGACUGAGAGGUUUUAUCUACAGAGGGAGCGGGUCCUCUUCUGUGGAGUCAGCCAUGUUGAACCACCAUGUUUCUACAGUAGCCCAAACAUUGGCUGUAGACAGGGCCAUUUGUGUUUUUCAUGAGUUUUUCAGCCACCGUAGUUUCUCCUACACUCUUGAAAGGCUGAGCUGUAUUCAAAUGGUUGCAAUCUGCAACUUCACUGCUAGGUGCAACUAAAUAAACUAAAUAAAUCCUACACACUGGUCCUUAAAAAUAUAAAGGGCGUGCUCAGUUUCGCGUAUGCGCACAUUACCUUAAGAGCUGUUUCUGUUCUGUUCCAUUUACUGUACAUUUUUAAAUUUUUUAAGAUGUUGUAAUGGGAAAUACAGGCAAUUAGUCGUGGCCAUAUUGGAACGCUGCUGAUUUCCAUUAUGCAUACUGAGCUUCAAAUUUCACAAACUUUUGUAAGCUACAGUUUAUGUCAUCUGAGAUUUGUUCUAAAUGUAUUGUAUAUGGCAAAGCGAUACCAAGAUUAACAAAAUAUGUGAUAUGUUUUUGUAUUUUCCAACACUUGAAACAUGCCUUGGAAACAAGACAGAGUUUAUUGCUUAGCAAAACAUCUUAACAAUAGAAAAAUAAUCAGUGUGAUGAUAAACAAGAGGGCGUCACAAUAUGCGUCAUACAACAACAAUAAUCUAUACAGUUGUUACAGCAGCCAGCAUUUAUUUGGGACCAUAGAGCGACCACUGCAAAUGCAACAAGAAGUAAGGGUUGAAUGGCAAUCAUCACCUGAUUUACAUGACUUUUUCUCAGUGUGGUCUAGACAUGAUAUGCUGGCGCAUAACACGAGCACAGCACACACUGACGCACACAAACUGCAAGAGGCUGUUCAUUGCUGCUUGCAGCUUCAAUUCAAGUUUGAUAUGCUGUUCUUCUGCAUGCAGCAGGUCCAGUCUAGCAUAUUAACCAAAGAUCUGCUAUGUAUAUCUGUGUCAUGCACAUGUUGAUGAGUUUACAGUGUAGAACAACUUUUUAAAUGCAUUGACCCAAUAAACGCUAUGCUGUUGUA